CCACGUGCUACUGCCAACUCAGCAGAAAUAAUUAGUGUGAUGAUUAUGGCAUCUGAGAAGACACCUCUUAUUCGUUCUGGGAGGCCGGCAGAGCAAAGGGGAGCCAGUGAGCAGCUCGAUAAGGCAACCAUCUCCACCUCCAAGAGCAAAAAGCAGCCUAAAUUCAACUGGCUCUUCCUAAAACGUCUCCAUAUAGUACUGAGAGUAGCGGUUCCUGGACUGUGUUCCAAGUCAUUACUACUCCUGGCUGUCCUCAUUCUAGCUAGAUCUGCAGAAGAGUACAACUACUAUCAGAUGGGAAUAAUUCCAAGCAAGUUCUACUUGGCCCUCACCUCCAAGAAUAUAGACAUCUUCAAGGAAGCACUUUGGAAAAUGGCAGUUAUCAUCACAUCUGUAUGCAUUUGCAAAAGUGGUGGUGAGCUUGUGGCAGGUCUGGUGUAUGUUCGCUGGAGGGCUACCAUCACUCGAUACCUCCAUGCCCGCUAUUUCUCCGGAAUCACUUACUACAUCCUCAACACCACUGAUCAGAGAAUAGACAACCCGGAUCAGCGAAUCACUCAGGAUGUGGACAGGUUCUGUAACCAGAUCAGUCAACUGUUACCCAAGAUCAUAAUACAACCCUUUCUCAUUGUUUACUACUCCUACAGAACGUUUGUUGGACUGGGUUGGUACGGGGUGUUGGGUGUCUACUUGUUCUUUGCUCUGAGCACACUCAUCAACAAAUUCAUCAUGAGUCCCAUAGUCAGUGUCAUCUUCCAGCAGGAAAGGAAGGAGGGAGAUUUCCGGUUCCACCACACUCAAGUGAGAGCAAAUGCGGAGGCCAUUGCUUUCUACCAAGGAGGAGAAAAUGAGAGAGAGAAAGCUAACAAACUGCUCAGAGUACUGCUGAAGACCCAACUGAAAUCAGUGCACUGGCAAUUCCCUCUCAACUUCUCAGUGUUUAUGUUCGACUAUGCCAGCACUGUCAUCAGUUACUCUCUCAUUGGUGUGGCUGUCUUCAUGGGCAAGUAUGACAACAUGAGUGCUUCUGACCUGGCCAGCAGUGUCAGCAUGAACUCCUUCUUCUCACUCUACCUACUUAAUGGAUUUUCAAAGCUUGUGGACACAGCUGUUUCAUUUGCAGAGGUUGCAGGAUUCACUCACAGGCUGGGAGAGCUAAUAGAGGUGUUGAAGGAAAUGGAGCGAGAGGAUAAGAAGAGGUGUGGCUCUGGUGACAAGGAGGAGGAGUCAGGCGGACUAGAGGGCAUGGCAAACAAGUCACAGCCAAGCGAUUGCCAGCUGUCACUUCCCGGCUCAGCUCCGCCCCUGCUGCCCAAAGUGUCUCCGGCUUGUCUAGAGACUGUCGCUGUAGUGAACAACCUUACACUAUCACCCCCUCACUCCAAACACACCCUAGCACAAGAUUUAAGUUUCAACUUUACAAAGGGAUGCAAUAUACUCAUUCUUGGAGAAACAGGCACUGGUAAAACUGCAUUGUUGAGGGUGUUAAGGAAACUAUGGAAACCGGUUACUGGGUUUGCUCAGUUGUGCUGUGAUGGGAGCCAUCAUUAUGUGAUGUUCUUACCUCAGAAGACAUACCUCACCUCCGGCUCUCUGGCUAGCCAGAUUGCUUAUCCUGAGUCCCCUAAAGAGGAAACUGAAGACCACUCACCCAGAUUAGGGUACACAAAAGACAAUAUCGAUGAGGCAAUUGAAAUGGCAGGCUUGGCACAGCUGCGGAACAGGCUUGGUGGUGCUGCAGCUACUGUGGCAGAGAACUGGUAUGACAUCGUUUCCCCCGGUGAAGCUCAAAGGAUCUCUUUCGCUCGAUUGUUUUAUCACCAGCCGCCAUUUGCCUUUUUGGACGAGGCCACUUCUGCUCUGAGUGAGGAGACAGAAGGUCUGUUCUACUCCACCCUAAAGAGCCUCAACAUCACAUUGCUGAGUGUGGGGCACAGGUCCUCUCUCAAGCAGUUCCACCACCAAAUACUGACCGUACAAAUUGAUGGCUUGUGGACCAUGCAAGAAUCGUAUAAGUAAACCAUACCAAUCUCGUGUAGUAAGCUGUGAUUUCGUUUUUUAUUUUUUGUUCAAUCCAACAAUGAAUCUCAUUAAUUACAAUUUAACUUAGUCUCUCGGGCUAUACUUCGUAAACUGUUCAGUUUUCAAAGUAUAGCCCGCGAGACUAGUUCAUAAGCGAGGAGAUUAUGUAGCUUCGAUCCCAGGCCGUACUGAAGGUCCUAUUAAUAAAGUGGCACUUACGCUGAUUACAAUAAUCACUUACAGUUGCACCUUCCAAUUAAUAUACUGUAUAGCAGGUAAUUUUCGGGGCAAAACAUUUGUGGUUGAGCAAUAUUUAGUCACUUCGUGGAUACUAUUUUCGUGGUUGCUGCUUGCACUGCAGGUAAAGGUGGCAGGUCGCUUCAUUCGUGGGUAAAAUAUUUGUGGUCAGAGCUUCAACCACGAAUAUUUUUCCCUACGAAAAUUACCAGAGCUAUAAUGGUAAUCACGAUUCUCAGUGUUAUCUUGCUGACUUGAACUGAUACAUAAUAUAUUCUCACCUUUAGCCAUUUUUUUGCCAUGACGACGUGCAAAACUUAAAAUCGACAUUGAUUCCUAUUAUUCCCACCUCAGUAUUAUGCUAAAUUAUUUCGAGCAUAAUUUAUCAGGGCCUAUUGUGAUUUCAUAUGCACUAUACUGUAUAGCGGGUAUAUAUUUCGAGGGUAUAAAAUUUUCGCGGAAAUGCCUUUAGAAAGGUUUUUGCGGAUUUAAUUUUCGUGGAAUAGCGCCCUUUUUGCAGCAUGCAUGCAUGCAAUAUUUAAAUUCGCGGUUAAUGCCUAAUCCGCGAAAACCACAAACAUUUAUACCCUCGAAAUAUACCCGCUAUACAAUAAAAAUUUUUCACUUACUGUAUAGUGGGUCAUUUUAGGGGCUGGUUACUGUUUGCACUGCAGGUAAAUUUCGUUGUGUUCAACCACGAAUAUUUUGCCCCUCGGAAUUUACGUGUGUUGUUUUUACUUUCUUUCACACUUUGUUAUAUACUUAUAAAUAAAUUAUUAUCAUAAUAAUUAUUAUACAUUCGUGAUUUCACACUUACGACCUGCAUUGCAUUUUUUCACACGAUUCAUAAUUAUAUUCGCUAAGUAUAGAAAACUACCGGGUAUGUCUACGAACUUUCCGGAAAGUAUUUUCUGUACACUCCCUCCACCCAAGUGUAAGGUGUCUGUGUUUCGUCAGAGUCUCUUACUCUCUGUUUGUACCAGUAGGCCAAAAAACACAUCAAUAUCGAACUUAUCAGCGACAAUCCCGUUGCAAUUGAGCAGAAAAUCACUGUGCAGUACUUUUAGGUGCAAUUUGCAACUAGUAUUGAGAAUAUGAAUGCAGCGAGAAUGUUUGUCAAAGGGUAUACGCACCAAAUGCAGCCAAUCAUAAAUCCUUUUAAGUUUUGUGGAGUCUGAGCACAUACGAACUCCAGCAUUGCUGUGUACAGUAGCAGUACAAUCUGUGCUGAUAUGAUGGAGUGAAGCAGCUCUAUCCAGAAAGUGUCGAUUAUUCCAGUGAAAAUAGAUUUAUUCUCAUCAGCAACCUGCACAGCACUAAUGACCAGGUAUGUAAUGUUUAAGAGUAAUGUCAGUAGCGAUCCGAUUACGAUACGCUUCAGAAUGGUAGGGAUCCACUUAACGAGGAAAGGGUAGACAGCAAUUUCAUGCACGAUUGUGGAGAGUAUCAUCCACCAUGAUAAACUAGUCACAGUAUCCAGGGAAGCACACUGGAUUAAGUUUGAACUGUUGUUUGAAUAGUAGGAAGCACACUGGGUUAAGUUUGAACUGUUGUUUGAAUAGUAAUGGACACUUGUUCGGAAGUAUGGGAUGAUGUAGUUGGAAAGAAAAUAUGAUACCAUUAUUAUGGGCAUAGGUAAGCCUACUAUGAACAUUUUUAGUACAGUUUUUACAUUUUCAACUUGCUCUGUAGUGAACGGUCCACCAUACCUUGACUUCCCCAGGUCUACUCUAGAAGGUAUGUCUUCCUCCCAGUAUGUUAGAGAACUGCGAUUGAGGGGAGCUUUGUGUUUGGUAGCAAAUUUGAACACUUGAUAUAUCAAUGUGAAGCAUCGUGAAGAUGUGGGCUCCUUAGUUAUCCAUUUUGGAGAGAGAAGGAAAUCCAAGCAAAGAGCAAUAGUCAUACAUAAAACAGAUAGCAAGCUUAUUGCAGGCUUAAUGUACAUCUGUAUAUAUGUUUCAUGACAACAUUGUGUUAUGUUAUCUCCUAUUUGAUAGACUAGGAUUCCAGCUUGAGCACAACAUGUGAACCAGGCUAUAAAGCUAGUGAUGUUUGCAGAGGAAGCAUCAGGCAUCUGAUCCAAACCCAGCUGAAUUGAGGAAACUAUGACAAUAGCAUUUCCUACGUAUACGAGGCAUUUCGGUAAAGUCUCGACCGCUGGGUACCAUGAAGAUGCCUUUGACUGAUUGACUUGAGUUAGUGUCAAUAUACAAUCAAGAAUAGUUGCUAAGAAAAGUACGAUCAGUCCGAGCUUUAUUGUCUUGUAGUUUCCAAUCUUUGUGUCAGCAAUCCACCCGGAUAUGAUGGCAGUUAAUAGCCAUGCAGCAAUCGGGAGAGCGUAGUUAAUGUACCGAAAUGUCCUUAGAUUUAUAUGAUUUACAUCCGAAAUACCAUUAAUAUUCGAGUACACAAUCGAGACCAGUGUUCUUUGCGCUGUCUGCGAUGAGCCAGCUCCUAAAUUCACUGUCACCAACGCUACCCAUAUUAGCACAAGCACAGCUCCCUUUGAGGACACUCGUCUUGGUUUAUAGCUCAACCUACAGCAUUGUCUCGACGACAGAGCUAACUUGUCAGUUGUAGUGUUGAUCAACAUAGAACGUUCCUUCAUCUUUGACGACAUGUUUUGUCUGUGCACUUUGUCUUUGUACUGUUGACCGAUAGAACAUGAUCACUAUACAAUAAUGAUCUUUGUAAACUAUAGUCAAGUCACAUAUUGAAAAUACUAUUGUGCUGCUUUGUAAAACUAUUAGUAUUGUUUAAUUGUGCUAUGCACUGAUACCACAAUGUCCUAUAUAUAGAGACGACAUACACCCACGUCUACACAUAUACAGUGCUAAGCUUGUGGCAGGUUUGGUGUAUGUUCGCUGGAGGGCUACCAUCACUCGAUACCUCCAUGCCCGCUGGAAUCAUUUACUACAUCCUCAACACCACUGAUCGGAGAAUAGACAACCCGUAACAGCAGUUCAGUACACAAUGUAUCUAUAUUAUUAUUGUUAAAGAGGUGGUGAUGUGUUUGCUGAAUUCGCUGAAUUCUUUUUAUCUUGCAGGGAUCAGCGAAUCACUCAGGAUGUGGACAGGUUCUGUAACCAGAUCAGUCACUGUUACCCAAGAUCAUAAUACAACCGUUUCUCACCGCUUACUGCUCCUACAGAAUGUUUGUUGGACUGGGUUGGUAUGGGGUGUUGGGUGUCUACUUGUUCUUUGCUCUGAGCAUACUCAUCAACAAAGUCAUCAUGAGUCCCAUCUUCCAGCAGGAAAAGAAGGAGGGAGACUUCAGGUGACUCCUAGGAGAUAUUUCUAUCAUUACAAGCCGAUCUAAGUUCCACCACACUCAAGUGAGAGCAAAUGCGGAGCCCAUUGCUUUCUACCAAGGAGGAGAAAAUGAGAGAGAGAAGGCUAACAAACUGCUCAGAGUGCUGCUGAAGACCCAACUGAAAUCAGUGCACUGGCAAUUCCCUCUCAACUUCUCAGUGUUUAUGUUCCAGCACUGUCAUCAGUUACUCUCUCAUUGGUGUGGCUGUCUUCAUGGGCAAGUAUGACAACAUGAGUGCUUCUGACCUGGCCAGCAGUGUCAGCAUGGUGAGGUGGUUACGUUCCCAACCUGCUCUGUUAUUAAGUUACUUGUUAUGCCUCAGUGCACAUGCGCCAGGGGCAUGCGAUAACCAUAGGUUGUGUUUUGUGUGUCUGUCCCUAGAAUAAGUACUCGACCUGCUCGUUCAAAUGCCACGAAAGAUUGCUCACACUCUCAAAUGACUGGGUACAAAGUGCAUCUUGUCACUAAUUGUUAAAUUAUUUUUCUCUCUUUCUUCUCACUCUACCUACUGAAUGGGUUCUCAAAGCUUGUGGACACAGCUGUUUCAUUUGCAGAGGUUGCAGGAUUCACUCACAGGUUGGGAGAGCUAAUAGAGGUGUUGAAGGAAAUGGAGAGAGAGGAUAAGAAGAGGUGUGGCUCUGGUGACAAGGAGGGGGAGUCAGGCGGACUAGAGGGCAUGGCAAACAAGUUACAGCCAAGUUUCAACUUCACCAAGGGGAUGCAAUAUACUCAUCCUUGGAGAAACAUGUUCGUGACUUUUUGGCACUGCAUUGUUGAGGGUGCUAAGGAAACUAUGGGAACCGGUUACUGGGCGUGCUCAGUUGUGCUGUGAUGGGAGCCAUCAUUAUGUGAUGUUCUUACCUCAGAAGGCAUACCUCACCUCCGGCUCUCUGGCUAGCCAUGCAGAUUGCUUAUCCUGAGUCCCCUAAAGAGGAAACUGAAGACCACUCACCCAGGGGUGGGUACACAAAAGUCAAUAUUGAUGAGGCAAUUGAAAUGGCAGGCUUGGUAAGACAUAUUGCAUACAAAAAUUGCAGUCAGUACACUGUGACCCAACAUACAUGUAUACAUUCCAGUACACAAUGGUGUGGUUUGCACAGACUCCACAUGGUCAUAUCCACGGUUACAGGCCCAGCUGGUAACAGGCUUGGUGGUGGUGCUGCAGCUACUGUGGCAGAGAACUGGUGAGAUAAACAAUUACCAUGGUUUCCCUUACUACAACCAGCAGCUGUGACUGGAAGUAAGAGAAACCUCGCUAAUUGUCCUACUGUGGGAAGUAGGGGACAUGACUAUACAUGUACAUAUACAAUAGUUUUGUAUGUGCAGUGAUUUUGCAACUUGCUAACUUAAUUUUAGUAUGGAUUUGUAGAGUAGAUUCUUAAGGUUUGGUGUAUCAUAUGUGUUCAAUGCAUGGCAGAGGUGGGUUUUUAACUGAGUAGACUGUAUCGUCUCUCGUCUCUCUCCCUCUCCCUCUCUCUCUGCAGUUCAUCAUCAAUUACUGACCAUACAUACAAGCUGAUGGUUUGUGGACUAUGCAAGAAUUGUUUAGACUUUAGUCUGUGUAAUUAGCUGGUUUCAUGUAAUACAAUUGUGAGAUCUGCCCACGCUAUCAUCAAUUCAACAAUGAAUCUCAUUAUUAUUUUUCUGAACUA
Messenger RNA from Halichondria panicea, 7224 nucleotides. Its product is annotated as lysosomal cobalamin transporter ABCD4-like. The transcript has 31 exons. The record is from RefSeq and is a predicted model, not a curated record. Bases 40 to 2019 code for a protein of 659 amino acids. Lineage: Eukaryota; Metazoa; Porifera; Demospongiae; Suberitida; Halichondriidae. Gene Ontology annotation, cellular component: peroxisomal membrane. Gene Ontology annotation, molecular function: ATP hydrolysis activity; ATP binding; ABC-type transporter activity. Gene Ontology annotation, biological process: fatty acid beta-oxidation; very long-chain fatty acid catabolic process; long-chain fatty acid import into peroxisome.